This is a messenger RNA of Sardina pilchardus (European sardine), 2215 nucleotides long. RefSeq names its product E3 ubiquitin-protein ligase TRIM35-like. Gene Ontology annotation, cellular component: cytoplasm. Gene Ontology annotation, biological process: protein ubiquitination. The record is from RefSeq and is a predicted model, not a curated record. The transcript has 6 exons. Gene Ontology annotation, molecular function: protein binding; ubiquitin protein ligase activity; zinc ion binding. Bases 106 to 1527 code for a protein of 473 amino acids. Lineage: Eukaryota; Metazoa; Chordata; Actinopteri; Clupeiformes; Clupeidae.
AGACCUGGAAUGAGCCCCAGUCAGUCAGUCAGACUUUCCUUCUGUUACAUAGGCUGGUGUCCAGUUAAACAUCAAAGGUGACAUAACUCAAACUCAGCUCUGAGAAUGGCUUUGUUCCUAUCUGAAGAGAAUAUCAUGUGCCCUGUAUGCCAUGACAUAUAUGAGGAUCCAGUGGUCUUGUCGUGUACUCACAGUGUAUGUAAGGAUUGCUUGAAAAAAUACUGGAGUACUAACAAAUCCCAGGAGUGCCCACUUUGCAGGAGAAAGUCCUCGAGAGACAAUCCUCCUGUCUCCAUCGUCUUGAAGGACUUGUGUGAGGCCUACACGAAGGAGAAGAAGUUGCCCGGAGAGUUCUGCCCCUCUCACGAAGAACAAUUCAAACUCUUCUGUAAAGAGGACAAGCAGCUGCUGUGUGUGGUGUGUCUAAGCUCCAAAAAGCACAAGACUCAUGACUGCAGUCCAGUAGAUGAAGCUGCUGCUGAUCUUAAGGUUGAAACAAGGGAUGCAUUGAAAUCCCUGCAGGACAAGUUGACGAAAUUGAAAUCAAGCGAAAACAUCUGUUGCUGUAGGGUACAGAACAUCAAAAGCCAAGCUGAAAAAACAGAGUCUCUGAUUAAGGAAGAGUUUCAGAAACUUCACCAGUUUUUACGAGAUGAAGAAAAAGCUCAUUUAGAUGUGCUGAAGGAAGAGGAGGAGGAGAAGAGCCGAUUGCUGAAGGAGAGGAUUGAUGAUAUUAGCAAGGAAAUGUCGUCUCUUGCUGACAGAAUCAAAGACCUUGAGGAGAAGCUGAAGUUCGAGGCCAUCGUCUUCCUUUCUGACUUCAAGGAUACCAUAGAAAGAAUUCAGUGCAGUGUGAAGGAGCUGGAGCCCGCGCCAGGAGGCCUGAUUGAUGUGGCACAGCACCUGGGCAACCUCAACUUCAGGGUCUGGCUAAAGAUGCGGGACAUCAGUCACUAUAGUCCUGUGAUUUUAGACCCCAACACUGCAGGUGACAAACUUUCUGUAUCGAAUGACCUGACCACGGUGAACAACAGUUACGCUAGACAGAGUUUUCCAGAUGAAAGGUUGGACUCCUCUGUCAUCCUGGGCUCUGAGGGCUUCGACUCUGGGACCUACAGCUGGGACGUCCAUGUUGGGAAGCAUAAAUACUGGGACAUAGGCAUGACCACAGCACCCAGCCAGACUGAAAAACAUUUCUGGAGCACAACCUGGUGUUUAAGUUCUCGUUGUAAUUACAUGGAGAGCAACAUUGAACACUGUAUAAGUUUCCCUGGAAAAGACUCACCCUUAUCUCUGAGUAAACCACCUGAGACAAUCAGAGUUCACUUAAACUUUGACGAAGGACAGAUCAUAUUUGACCCUGUUGGCAAUACAGGUACAUACACUAUCAACCACAGUAAUUUCACUGAGAAAGUUUUUCCAUUCAUUCAUACCUACUACCAGUCCGGUCUCCAUCCCAUAAAGAUCAUACCAGUGUGUCCCACUGUAGAGGUGGUUGACAUCAAAAAAUGCAAGAUUCAGUUUUAGCUGAAUGCUAAAUUUACACCAUUUGCUGUCUGCUUAAUGUUUUGGCGCUUAAUGUGCAGAGGCGGACAUCCCGGUUCCAGAAAGUAAGAGUCCUGCCAUAUAUUUUUUACCUGUGCACUUAACUCAGUGAUAUCACUAUCGGAUCUACCCAGCUGCUAAUUAGGAUGAGCUGGUGUACUAAAUGAUGGAUCCAAUACUUGGCAGGACUUUUACUUUCUGUACCCGGGAUGUGCGCCUCUGGUUAUGUGUCAGAAAUAGCUACAGUAUGGGAAUAUAAUGAAUGUACAGUGUUAAUCAGAAAUUGCAUUUCCUGAGGAUGCUGUGACUAUGCUGGCUUAAGAUAGUUUUCAUACAUGUGCAUCUUCUCUCAUAUUUCUUUGGGGUUGUAAGAUCAGGUAACUGUAAAGGUUUUUGCUUAAUUGUUCAGCUGCCAAAAUGUGUUCUUAUAACUUUAAUUGAAGUAGAGCAGUCUUCUCCGCUAUCUGUACUGCUAUUAGGCAAACCAGGGAACACGCAUCACAAACAGUAGGCGACCAAUACUGUUAUACAGUCUGCAGAGUAGACCUAGUGUUAACUGAUUUGAGGCUAUUCUCUCAGACUUGGCUAGGAAUAAACUUUCCAAAUUGUUUGAGUUUUGGAUUGAUUUGAUUCAGAUAAAGUAGUUUCUCUGUUAGAUCGAGGGGUAGAG